Messenger RNA from Candida albicans SC5314, 1338 nucleotides. RefSeq names its product serine/threonine protein kinase. Gene Ontology annotation, biological process: protein phosphorylation. The record is from RefSeq and is a predicted model, not a curated record. NCBI's taxonomy places the organism in Eukaryota, Fungi, Ascomycota, Pichiomycetes, Serinales, Debaryomycetaceae. The transcript has 2 exons. Gene Ontology annotation, molecular function: protein kinase activity; protein binding; ATP binding. The coding region runs from base 1 to 1338 and encodes 445 amino acids.
AUGGACGUGAUUGGGAUAUUACAAAUUAUUCUAAUUGAUAAUACGCAAGUACUUCUUAGCAAAUUAAACAAAGACCAAGAAAAAUAUGCACGGCCUAGUAUAAGUGGGAAUGUAAUCGUUGUUCCUUUACUAAGACAACAAGUCCUUACCAUAGGAAGAUCUCCAAAAUGUAAAGUACAACUUAUCAAUCCAACUGUUUCAAUGGAGCAUUGUAUAAUCUGGGCAAUUCAGUUUGAUAGUGACUCAAACCUUAUUACUUAUAUAUUUGACAAGUCAAGAAAUGGCAUCAAACAUAACGAAGCAGACAUGCUGUUUGGACUCACUGGCAUUUUGGAAAAUAGAGAUACAAUUGAAAUGAAAACAGCUGCACAUAUAACAUAUAAAUGUUUGCAAACCGAAGUGAGCUCUCAAACAGAACUAGACCAACCAAUGGAAGAUUGGGAAAUCUCUAACAAAAUGAUUGGCUGUGGCUCCUUUGGUGCAGUAUAUGUCGCAAAAAAACCCAAUAACCCAAAACUAUUUGCAGUAAAAAUCACUCAGAAUAAUCAGUCGGGAUAUUUUUCAAAUAAUAGUAAACCCACACAAGAGUCUUAUUUGUUAAGCAAAAUUAACCAUCCUAAUAUUAUCCGAAUAUAUGAUACUAUUACAAGAAAUUCAAAGAUCUUUCUUUUCCAAGACUUGAUAUGUGGUGGUGAUUUAUUUUCCUAUCUAGUAAAAGAUGAUUAUUUGAAAGUGAUUCCUGAAAGGGAAGCCAUUUUUAUUGUUUUCCAAAUAAUGAAAGCACUACAUUUUCUACAUAAAAAACUAAAAAUUGUCCACCGGGAUCUUAAACUAGACAAUAUAUUGCUUGAGCUACCUAUUCCCGGAUCAAAAAUCUAUUUAUGUGAUUUUGGAAUUGCAAAACAUCUUGGGUACAACAACAGAACCAACACAUGUGUGGGAACUCUAGAGUACAGUGCACCUGAAGUAUUCAAGGCUGACAAAUCUGGAAAUAAAGCAGUGCAAUCAUACGACUUCAAAUGUGAUACGUGGUCAUUGGGUGUAAUUACACAUAUAUUGCUAUCCGGUGUUUCGCCUUUCUAUUCUGAGAGUAAAGAUAAAAUACUCAAGGCGUCACGUCUAGGCCAGCUAAAUUUUGCAAAACCACAAUUUAGUAAAAUUAGUCUAUCAAGUAAAUCGUAUAUCAAGAAAUUACUCCGCGUUGAAGUUACAUCUAGAAUGGAUAUCAACGAUUGCUUUGAUCAUAAUUGGAUCAAAUUGCAAAGAAAAAAAUUAGAGAAAAAGUAUUAUUCAGUUGUUGGAGACAGACAAUCAAGCCUCCCACCACCAUUGAAUUAA